GAGGGAAGGGACAAUGCAAUUUAAUAAAUGCACAUGGUUAUAGCUUUAUCAAAGUUAGCCAAACGGGUAUUUAUUGUCUGCAUCGUCUGGUCUUCUUAUUCGGAACCAUUUAUUGUCCCCUUUUUUCCUGAGGGACACCUAAACACAUCGCCAACGUUCGCGGGGCAUUCUGGGACUUUAUGUAAAUCCAACAUGGCGGCCGCCUGCACCAGAGCGCUCUGUAAGGUCGGCGGUGGUAUUUUGGAGUCUCCAGCCGCCCGCCGGUUCGGUACCGUCUCCUCCUUCCUGGUGGGGAAUGUGUGCUCUCGCGGCUCCGGGAGGGCGUACGGUACCGGAGGGCACCGGUCCCAGCUGCUGUCCUCUCUGCGGACCGGGGCAGGAGGUGGAGGCGGCGGCAGGGUGCUGGGCUGCGCCGUCCUGCUCGGCGGAGGUUUGGGUUUGUACCACACGGUGAAGUUCAGGCUCCAGCAGCACCUGGCCGAGGAGGAGACCAAGGUCUCAGGAGGAAGAGCAGGAGGUCCGGCGCUGACCCUCUACCAGUACAAGACCUGCCCGUUCUGCAGCAAGGUGCGAGCCUUCCUGGACUACCACGGGCUGCCGUACGAGGUCGUGGAGGUGAACCCGGUCAUGAGGAAGGAGAUCAAGUGGUCGGUCUACAGAAAGGUGCCCAUCCUGAUGGUGGAUACCGACGUGCAACUGAAUGACUCGUCCGUCAUCAUCAGCUCCCUCAAGACGUAUUUAAUCAGCAAAGAUAAGAGCGUGUCGGACAUCCUGCGCUGCUACCCGGAGAUGAAGUCUGUGAACGAGCGCGGGAAGGAGGUGACGGAGUACAGCAACAAGUACUGGGUGAUGCUGGACCAGGGCGAGGCCACGGCGCUCUACCCCGACAAGGGGAUGCAGAAAGAGGAGAUGAAGUGGCGUCAGUGGGCCGACGACUGGCUGGUGCAUCUCAUCUCUCCCAACGUGUACCGGACCUCCGGCGAGGCCUUGGCCUCCUUCGACUACAUCGUGCGGGAGGGCAAGUUCGGCCCUUACGAGGGAUUCUUCGCCAAAUACGUGGGCGCCGCCGCCAUGUUCCUCAUCGCCAAGCGGCUGAAGAGUCGACACAACCUGCAGGAGGACGUGAGGCAGGAUCUCUACAAGGCCGUCAACGAGUGGGUGGCGGCCAUCGGCAAGAAGAGGAAGUUCAUGGGCGGAGAUCAGCCCAACCUGGCCGACCUGGCGGUGUUCGGCGUGCUGCGGGUGAUGGAGGGCCUGCAGGCGUUUGACGACAUGAUGGAGAACACAAAGGUCAAACCCUGGUACCGCCGCAUGGAGAGAGCGUCUCUCAACCACGAGGGACGAGCCUGAGCCCCCCCCCCCCACAAA
Molecule: messenger RNA, 1368 nt
Organism: Pungitius pungitius (ninespine stickleback)
Lineage: Eukaryota; Metazoa; Chordata; Actinopteri; Perciformes; Gasterosteidae
Gene: ptgesl
Product: prostaglandin E synthase 2-like
Exons: 7
Coding region: 28-1350 (440 amino acids)
Cellular component (GO): mitochondrion
Molecular function (GO): prostaglandin-E synthase activity
Source: RefSeq, a predicted model, not a curated record